Molecule: messenger RNA, 658 nt
Organism: Dipodomys spectabilis (banner-tailed kangaroo rat)
Lineage: Eukaryota; Metazoa; Chordata; Mammalia; Rodentia; Heteromyidae
Gene: Timm13
Product: translocase of inner mitochondrial membrane 13
Exons: 3
Coding region: 81-368 (95 amino acids)
Source: RefSeq, a predicted model, not a curated record
CGUGGUGCCACGGGCGGCCUGGCUUCCGGCGGCUGCGGGUCGGCGCGUGCGGCGGCGGCGGCCCAGUUGACUGCGGAGCCAUGGAGAGUGGCUUUGGCUCGGACUUCGGGGGCUCCGGCGGCGGUAAGCUGGACCCGGGGCUCAUCAUGGAGCAGGUGAAGGUGCAGAUCGCCGUGGCCAACGCGCAGGAGCUGCUGCAGAGGAUGACCGACAAGUGCUUCCGGAAGUGCAUCGGGAAGCCGGGGGGCUCCCUGGACAACUCGGAGCAGAAGUGCAUCGCCAUGUGUAUGGACCGCUACAUGGACGCCUGGAACACCGUGUCCCGCGCCUACAACUCGAGGCUGCAGCGGGAACGAGCCAACAUGUGACCAGGAGGCCGGAGCCCGGCCCCGGCCUCGCGAGGCGGGGAUGGGGCCGGGGGAUGCCUGCGGCACAGCCGGCACCGCGGCCCCACUUACCUCUGGCAACCCCUGUGGCUUCCCAAAGCGUGGGAACCCAGCGACACCACCUGCUUGCCUGGGAUCCGGCAGCAUGGUGCCCUGACCCGCCCGGUUCAUUCAGCCGUAUGGCCUGGGCCCAGGAGAGAGCCCUGGUUUGGACUUGUUGAGGUGACCACCUGAGAGUGGACUAAUAAAUUAACCGAAGAGCGGCCGAGAGA